Messenger RNA from Pleuronectes platessa (European plaice), 2450 nucleotides. RefSeq names its product tumor necrosis factor receptor superfamily member 11B. Gene Ontology annotation, molecular function: protein binding. The record is from RefSeq and is a predicted model, not a curated record. Bases 137 to 1444 code for a protein of 435 amino acids. NCBI's taxonomy places the organism in Eukaryota, Metazoa, Chordata, Actinopteri, Pleuronectiformes, Pleuronectidae. The transcript has 6 exons.
UGGAGGGGGAGACAGAGGGAGGCAGACAGAAAGUGGGCUGUGGACUGGAUCAGUGCGAGGUGGGUGGGCACAGACUCGCUCUCUCCCUCUCCCUCUCUCUCUCCCUCCCUCUGUACCGUAUAAGUACAGAUGUGUGAUGGAGAGAGACCCCAUCAUACCGCAGUUCGCUUUUUACGUAGUGGAGGAGAUGAGCGCUCGGAUAGCGAGAUCCAACCCGGCCAUGAAACUGAUCGUGCUCUUCACAGCUUCUCUUUCCUGGGCCUUCCAGCAACAGGAAGUUCUGCCUAAGUACCAGCACCGCGACCCGGUGACGUCCGAAUUCCUCCUGUGCGACCAGUGUCCCCCCGGCACGGCCGUGAGGAGACACUGCACCGCCGACAUGCCCACAGAGUGCCAACCCUGUCCCGAGAGGCACUUUGCUGAGAACUGGCACUGGGGGGAUACGUGUCAAUACUGCACCUCGGUGUGUAAGGAGAGGCAGCUCGUGAGGCAGCAGUGCAACAGCACCCAUGACCAGAUGUGUUCGUGUGCCCCAGGUUUCCACCUAGUGGUGGAGUUCUGCAUCACACACAGUACCUGUCCACCUGGCUACGGAGUGACAGCUUUAGGUACACCAGUGAGCGACACCGUGUGUGAGCCCUGUCCGCCUGGUCAUUUCUCCGCCGGCAGCUCGGCCACUGAGACGUGUCAGCGCCACAGAAACUGCUCGGAGUUGGGCCUGAAGACGCUGAGGUGGGGCACGUCCACUUCAGACAGCCUCUGCGGCAGCCAGGACAAGGCGGCAACACUGGAGUGCUCCCAGCAUCACACUCUGUGCCACACUGAUGUGACUCUGUGUGAAGAGGCGGUGUUCCAGUCUCUCGCCUCGCUGCAGCUGUCCUCGGUGCCCCUGGAGCGGCUGUUGGAGAGUCUCCCGGGCCGGAGGGUGGAGCGUAAGAGCCUGGAGAGGCUGAAGAAGGCCUGCUCCCCUCACCAGCAGGUCCUCCACCUGCUGCGACUGUGGAGGGAGCAGAACAAGGACCAGGACAAGCUGUACGGCAUCAUACGAGGUGUGAACCACUGUGAGAGGAAGGUCUCUCGCUGCAACAGCCUGAAGAACCUGACCCUGGACGACCUCCUGCAGGUCACCAACAGCCUGCCGGGGGUGAGGGUUCAGCAGGAGGACGUCCAGGCUGUGGUCUCGACCUGCCGGCCCAGGCAGUACAUCCUGCAGCUUCUUCACCUCUGGAAGACGGCGAACUACGACCUGGAUCUAGCCAAAGGCCUGUCUCACAGUCUGAGGGUGCUGCGCAGCCAGGUGACGCCGCGCUACCUGCUGAAGGGCCUGAAGAAGAUCAGCCGCAUCAUAGGAACCACCUCAGCGCACAAGUUGUAUGAGAAGAUGUUUGUCAGUAUGCUGCAGGACGAGUUGUGUUUAAAGGGCCAUAAGCCUUUAAAUGAAUAAGGAAGCAGGUACAAACAGGAAUAUAUGCAGAACACACACACACACACACACACACACACACACACACACACACACACACACACACACACACACACACUCACUGAACCUGGGGCAUAAAGGUAUGUGAAAGAGUAACAGCCAUGGGUCACAUGAUAAUUUCAGGUCUUCAAGAUAUCACCAAAUGAUAUCAAGCUAUACACAGAGUGCCAAGAGGUAUUUCGUCAAAAAAGAAAAGUGGAAAGAUAAACUCUUCUUCCUGUCACUGGUGUUCUAUGAAAUUAUUAUUGAUUAUAUGAGGUGACACAUGAUAAUAAAAACUACAGUAAAAAGUAAAAACUUCUAUCUAUAUAAAGUAUCCGUCUGCAGUUAUAAAUUGAAUUAGAAUUGAUAUAAUAUAGAAAACCUAUUUGACAUCUGUGUACUCAAGGCAGACUAAAUCAAAAAGUAAAAAAAAAGAAAAACUCCUGGAAACCUUUUGACCAGAGUCUGUGAAAAAAAAGAAACUAUUUAAGAUGUAAAUAGCAAACUGUUUUAUGGAAGAUGGGCUGUUUUUAUUAUUGUUGCUUUCUCGCUGUUUGAGAGGAAGGAUUUGGUUUCAUAAUGAAAUACAUGUAAUUUUCUACAGUUUCGCUUUGUUUGUUUGUUGGUGUGUUCUGGACUGCUGGCAAGUAAAGCUCGUCUGAAUUUUUUAUUUUUAAAUUGUCAGCUUUAUGAAUGUACAAAGGAGUGCAAUUGUUUUCUAUUUAAAAAAAAAUGUAGUUUCUGAACAUGUAAAAGCUUGUUUUUUUAUUACUUCAUCAGAAAUACUGGAUUCCAAAUGCUGCAAGUUCCUGAAGUGAUAUUUGUUUUAUAUUUUGUUUUAUCACUUUUAUAUUGUUAAUUGUAUGAUCUUUAUUGUAUAUAUGCUUGACUGGUUCUCUUUAAGCUCGUGUAACUUGUGAACACUAAUGUCAAAUGAUCUGAUUAAAAUCAGUUUGUAAAAAAAUACAUAUAAUAUUGUCUCUGA